CAUCCUGGGUACAGCUGGAUUGAUCUGCAUGACAAGGUGCAUGUCUUCAUCUCAGGGGAUACCUCGCAUCCCCUUAUCCAGGAGAUUUUUUCAGUCCUAAAAGGUUUCGACAUGUCAUGCCGAGAUUGGAGCUAGACGGUCCGAAGCUGCACAAUUCAAGAAACGUGGAGCUGAGCAAAGAAACUCAAUUCUCAUCACAGUAUUUGUCUGCCCACGAUCUAGUUCUAGAGAGAAUGGAUUGCAACGAAGAACAGAGCUUGUGGCCUUAUUGGCCAAGUGAUUGGCUUGAUAAUUUCCUGCUUGAGGAAGAAGCACUCUUCUCCAAUCUACCCUUCCCGAGCUUCUGUUGCGAACCAUUAUGCUCUACUGGCUCCGCCGUUAGGCAGAGUAGCACUCUUCAAGAGUUUGAUACAAACUUUGAGGAUGAUGUACAGAGGUAUUGGGAUGAUGACGGCAGAAAAGGGAGCGAGAAGGAGUUACCACUACUGUGUUACAGUGAGGAGAACGGAGCGGCAUCAAACACGAUGACAGCAGUCCCUGUUAGACCAGAAAAGGUGUUGACAUUCGAGCUUGUGUCACAGCACUUCUACCUGCCAAUCACGCAGGCAGCUCGAGAGCUGAAUGUCGGGCUCACCGUCCUGAAGAAGAGGUGCAGAGAGCUUGGGAUUCCCAGGUGGCCGCAUCGCAAGAUGAAGAGUUUGCGGGCCCUCAUCAACAAUGUCGAGGCUUUGCAGGAGGCAGGCAAAGCGAACGACGAGGAGCAGCUGAGGGCGAUGGUGGAGAUGCUGGAGCAGGAGAGGAAGCUCCUGGAGCAGAAGCCAUGUGUUGAGCUCAAGGAUAAGACGAAGAGGCUUAGGCAGGCCUGCUUCAAGGCCAACUACAAAAAGAGGCGGGUCUUGGCUCUUGGAGCUGGGGAGGCAUCGAAGUAGUGUUGAUGCAGAGCAUCUGUGCUUAUGACAGGAUAUAUAUCGUUCAAGUAUUUCUUCCAUGUUUUAUCGUAGCAGUCUAGCGUGUCCUACUCCUAUCUCCUA
Molecule: messenger RNA, 1031 nt
Organism: Lolium rigidum
Lineage: Eukaryota; Viridiplantae; Streptophyta; Magnoliopsida; Poales; Poaceae
Product: protein RKD3-like
Exons: 6
Coding region: 117-929 (270 amino acids)
Molecular function (GO): DNA-binding transcription factor activity
Source: RefSeq, a predicted model, not a curated record